UUUUUUUUCAUCAUUUCCCACCAACACCUCUCCUUCCCGCUCCCUCUCUCUCUCUUGCCCUCUCCCAUGUGUAUGUGUACGAACUCCCUCCUCCUCUUCAUCGAUCGCUGCCUCCCAUGGUGUGAGUGGCCGUGCGGCUCUGCUUCUGUCCCAGUCGGACACUGGCUGAAAUUGAUGGCGACCACCCCGGCCAGCAGCACAGACCGAAGACCGCUCAGGAGGCUCCGCUCCACGAGCGACAUCCCAUAUCUGGUUGAAGCCAGAAGAUCCUUCAAUCUGCGGACAGCUGAGGAAGUAGAGAGGCUGUCUGCCAUGCGCUCCGAGUCCCUGGUCUCUGGCACACACACUCCACCCAUCCGUCACCGGAGCAAAUUUGCGACUCUCGGAAGACUCCUCAAGCCUUGGAAAUGGAGAAAGAAGAAGAGUGAAAAGUUCAAGCAGGCAUCUGCGGCUUUGGAGAGGAAGAUGUCCCUGCGACAGAGCAGAGAUGAACUCAUCAAGAGAGGGGUUCUGAAGGAGAUCUUUGAAAAAGCUACUGUUGAAUUCCGAUCCUCUAUGGACGGCGGUAUUUGCCCUCAGGAACACUCUAUUAAGACAUCUAUGGUCCUGCCCACCAAGAAAUCUGUAUCUUUUCCAAGUGACCAUCAGGAGACCCCAGCCAAGCCCCCACUUUACCACAAGCAGCCUCCUGCCCUGCCUCCAAAGCCGUUUUCUAGGAUCCCAAACCAUAGCACAGAUUCUUGCCAGCCAAUGAAAUUGCCCUUCAUGCCCGGUGCAAAGCACUCCCCCCCCUUGCCUCCUAAGAAAGUGAUGAUCUGCAUGCCUCCAGGUGGGCUGGACUCUUCGCCAUCUCCUUCCCCCAACCCUCUCAACACGUUCCCGCCAAAGUGCGCGCCCCUCCAGGGCUUACCAUUUCACCACGGCACGUUGCUGCCCUCCCAGCUCGCCGGGCUGACCGGGCUCCACCAGAGCCAUGGCCACCCGCUCCAGCUCCAGUAUGGCGGGCUGCACGCCCCCAGCCGCAUCAUAGAGGAGCUCAAUAAAACCCUGGCACUAUCCCUGCAGCGAUUUGAAAGUUAUGCUUUACUGGGCAGUGUUCAGUGUGCUCCCCUGGACAGGAGAGAAGUGCCAUCGGUAAUAAUUGACUAUGAGGACGACAAGGAGAACAUGCCCAAUGAGUCGGACUACGAAGACCUGCCCAGCAUGUACAAGGAUGAGGAGGAUGAUGAAGACGACGAUGAGGAGGACGACGAAGAUGACGACUCUAUAUUUACAAGUACACUGGCUAAGAAGGUCCUACGAAAAGAUUCUCUGGCCAUCAAGCUGAGCAACCGUCCAUCCAAGCGAGAGCUGGAAGAGAAAAACAUCCUGCCCAUGCAGACAGAUGAGGAGAGGCUGGAAUCAAGGCAGCAGAUAGGCACCAAACUCACGAGGCGCUUGAGCCAGAGACCUACAGCAGAGGAACUGGAACAAAGGAACAUCCUCAAACCUCGCAAUGAGCAGGAGGAAAUGGAGGAAAAGAGGGAAAUAAAACGGAGGCUGACACGAAAGUUGAGCCAGAGGCCCACUGUAGAGGAGCUGAGACAAGCCAAAAUUCUUAUCAGAUUCAGUGACUAUGUAGAGGUGUCUGAUGCGCAGGACUAUGACCGGCGAGCAGACAAGCCCUGGACCCGACUCACAGCAGCUGAUAAGGCAGCAAUCAGGAAAGAACUCAACGACUUUAAGAGCAAUGAGAUGGAAGUACAUGAGUCAAGUCGUCAUUUAACCAGGUUUCACAGACCAUAGCAGACCACAACUGUCUCGAGCAAUCCAGUCUGCUUCUCUGGAGGACCUCAAGUGCUGGACAGUAAAACAGUGCCGUCUCUUCAAUAAGGCCAUGUAUUCUGAAAUGCCUUUUCAGGAUUUCCACAUCUGAGUCAGCACUGCUCACCAAGAUGCUGACAACCACUGUUCAGUCCCUUAUAGUAGCACAAAACAACUCUAGGUAAUGCACAACGCCCCUGUAAGGGGCUCAUUCAACUGUCUCUUAAACCUCUCUGCUGAGCUCUCAGGCUGGUGCUCAGUGGCGUGGAAACUGGACAGCGGAAGAGUUCUUGUUUGCAGUUGAUUGACACUUGUGGCAAACCUACUUGGGUUCAUCAAUAACACCAGUGGACCUGUCUCAGUGGACUUGUUUUUAAUCCCUUUUUCUCUAUUAGGCUGUCAGUAAGAACUCAUUCAGCUCAACCCUGCUUAAGGAUGGAAAGUUGAUUCUUCUGAUCUGAUUUAAAUCAGAAGAAGCUCCAUCUUUACUGUACCUGCGGGGAUUUUAGAAAGAAAUAUGAAGGAGGGAGAGCCUCCAGCAUUAGAAUCAUGUGCAUUUGUUUUUCUUUCUGCUUUUCUCAGACUACAGCGCCCUCUGGAGUUGUGUGAAUCAUAUGUAGUCCUGAUCCUGCUCCUCCAUAUGUGCAAUUCUAAGUGUAACCAGCAAUGCUGACAUCUAAUUUGCUAACUGUGAAUUUGAGAGUCUGGAGAAUUCCCGGACUUUCUUCAGAUGUACAUUUUGUUGAUACUGAAGAAAGGUUUAAUUUAAGGAAAAAAAAUAUUCAUGCUUAAACAUUUAUUAAUGUCUUAUGCAUUUAAAAUGAAAUUUGCAGCUCACCGAAGGUUUUUGCUUUUAGUGUGCAACAAUCUUGUUUUUUUUAUUUAUCAGUUUUUAUGGUUUUAGUAGAGGCACUUCGGCCAUAAACACCUAAUUUAAAUGUUUUUAUGCAUUCCAGCGCUUUGAAGAAAGUAUUAAGUGAUUGCUUGCCACAUUUCUGUUUUUUAUAAUUGUUAUUUUUAUGUGUACUGUUACUAAUGUAUGUUUACUCUUGGCUCAAGAUGUGCACUGUAUUAUACACUUUAAUUUUAUACUCAUGUCCCUCAAGCUUUUAAUUGAGCAAUGUGUUUUUUGGGAGAAAAGGUUCUGGUGAAUCCCCCCACCCCCCUUUUUGGUUUUUCUUUUUUUUUCUGUGCACAUACUCGGUGCCUGUUUUUUGAGGUCUAACAGCUUGUUUUAUAUUGCCUCAGAGAGUUUGUGCAGCAUUUUAUUUCCUUUAAAGAGCCACCAAAAACUCUGCCUCGAUAGCUUUACCAACACAUUCGGACAAGGUGCGAUGAAAUUGUCAUUGCUUAUGAUGCAACCUGAAUUCAGCGUGACAGACACUGAUUUUAGUGUGUUAUCUAAGAGACCAUUUUGAACAUCUUUUACUGCUUAGGUAAUUUGUACUGUUAAGGGUUUGGUUUAUUUUUUUUCAGAUGUGGCAAGUUAGUUUUGUUUUUCUGAUAACUGAUCCCCAAACCAGUAUUCUACCACUCAUACUUUAUGUGCUCCUGUUUUUUUCUUUCUUAAUAUUUUGUGCUCUAUUACUUUGGAAGUUACCAAUGAAAUUUCUUUGAGAUGAAGAAAUGCAGCAAAGAUUUGAAGCUGAUUCAUCUGUCUGCAAAGGAACAUGGGUUCUGUAGUAUUUUAAAGAUCUAAGUAGUGUUAGAUGACCUGAUGAAAUAUGGGGAUGAAAAACAUGACAUUUCUUUGCACUGCAUGUUUCUAAUAUGCCAGAAAAGGGGUGAUCACAAUCUAGAUCAGUCAUCACAUUCUUCUAGCGUUACCCCUUAGUGGAAAGUACUCCGGAUUUGAUUAGGCCAUCAAAUCACAGACAUUUAAGAGACAUAUGCAGUAUUUUGUGUUAAACACACUUUCUGAAGAACUCUAGCUUGGUUCCGUUUUAAAAAUAAAAUACUCACAGGAUCAGAACAAUGGAGCAUUAUAGUAAUGAACUUACACUAUUUUCAACUUAUAUCAUAACCUGAGCCAGUGAAUUGAGCAUGAGGUUUGGCAUUUUGCUGGAAUCAAGGAACAUGAUAUCAGCAAUAAUCGGUUUCCUUUAACAAGUUGGCCGAGCGAAUGAAAGUAGUCCUUUUAUUUCUGAAAUGCAGAAUACCAUGUAAGGAACACAUCAUGCCAAUUAAAUUAUAUUUCUGAAUGCA
Girardinichthys multiradiatus is the source of this 4008-nucleotide messenger RNA. RefSeq names its product phosphatase and actin regulator 1-like. The coding region runs from base 67 to 1785 and encodes 572 amino acids. The record is from RefSeq and is a predicted model, not a curated record. The transcript is spliced from 12 exons. Gene Ontology annotation, molecular function: actin binding. Lineage: Eukaryota; Metazoa; Chordata; Actinopteri; Cyprinodontiformes; Goodeidae. Gene Ontology annotation, biological process: stress fiber assembly; cell motility.